AUGGAGAGCCUCAAGCGGAAUCGCAGCCCUGGUGCCGAGGACAGCCCGCGACCGGGGCCAACUAAGAAGCAGCGCCCAGCUCGCACCGCCGACGCCAGCCAGGCCGAGAUCGACCAGACUUAUGGCCAGCGAUACGUCUUUGCCAACUUUGACGGGCCUACUGCGCCCUCGAGCGACGAAGAGUUCGAGGUCGAGGACGAGGCCGAUGCUCUCGCCUACCUCAGAUCUGUCCGACACGAGGCAGGCGGCAUCCCUCACCUGCUCGUCGCGCCCAAGGCGGGCCCGCAGCUCCCGCCGACCCUCCCGCAAGACGGCCUCAACUACAACGACGACGGCCCGUGCGACCGAUCCAUCUACACCGACGGCGUGGGCGACUACCGCGGCUACUACUACGACGGCGCCUACACGGCGGUCCCCGACGCCCAGCUGUCACCGACCCGCGGCGGCGACGACGACGACGACGACAGCAGGGGCUCGCCCUCGGAGGACGACAUCCGACAGGAGCGAGUGCGCCAGGCCUUUUACGACGCCAUCGCAGCCCGCUUUGAGGCGCUGCGGGCCGUGGUGCGCGCGGAGCCGCCGGACGACGCGCUCCUUGCGCUCGACGACGACGCGCACGGAUUCGAGGUCGGGCACUUCGGGUCGGGCGAGCGGGGCCGCAGGGCGCACGCCGUGUGGCGGGCGCGGCUGCGCGACACGGAUCCGAGCCCCGUGCAGGUGGCGGCCAUGGACCGGGCCGGGGCGCUGCGGCUGUUGCGCGUGCUGCUGUCGGGCGGGUUCCUCAAGCGCGGGCGCGAGCUGGGCGAGCGCACGUCGCGCUGGCUCUGGGCGCUGCUUGCACGCCUGCCCGACGCCGGCGAGCUCGGCCACGUCGAGGUCGCCGCCGUGCGCGAGCUGGGCAAGCGCGCCGUCUCCAUGAUGGCCAGCCUGGCCCACAUGUCGGCCCUGCGCGAGGCGGUCGAGAUGGACGACAGCGGGGACGAGGACGAUGGCGGCGAUUUCAGGCGGGAGGAGGAUGAGGAGGAGGAUGCGUGCGGGCCGUCUACUGAUGUCGAGGAUUCGCACAAGACAAACGUCGGGCUUGGGGCUGUAGGUCCGGACGAGGCCUCGUUAGAGGUGGCCGCUGCUGUAGUCAACCAGGACGCACAGCUCGAGGAGGGCGAGGUCGCGGAUGAGGCCGAGCCCCAGGAAAAGGAUGGCGACAGCGACGACCAGUCCAUGGACCUGGAGGACGGCGAGGUCGACGAGGAUCAGGCCCCAGACGACGCGGCCCCCGGCGCGAAGACGGCCGAGUCCGGCCUGGAGGCGGCAAGGCGACGGCUCCUCUGCCAGCUGGACGGGGGCGGGGGCGAUGGCGAGGGCGAGGCGGCUCCCGUCAACCUCGAGCCGGAGCUCGGACCGUCGCCCGACGAGCUCGAGGAGGCGAGGAUCCUGCGCGCGCGCAUGAACAUGCGUGCCACGCUUAACAUGAUCCUCACAGUUGCGGGUGAGUUCUACGGGCAGCGGGACCUGCUCGAGUUCAGGGAUCCCUUCCGGGGGCUUUGA
Molecule: messenger RNA, 1545 nt
Organism: Gaeumannomyces tritici R3-111a-1
Lineage: Eukaryota; Fungi; Ascomycota; Sordariomycetes; Magnaporthales; Magnaporthaceae
Exons: 2
Coding region: 1-1545 (514 amino acids)
Biological process (GO): spliceosomal snRNP assembly
Cellular component (GO): SMN complex; nucleus
Source: RefSeq, a predicted model, not a curated record